AUGCUCUUCCCGACGGGGCGGAGGAUCGAUCCGGUGGAAGUCGUAUUGGGAAGCAUGUAUCCAUCGGCGUAUGCACCCCCGAGCUACCCCGCUCCCAAUCCUUAUGGGCCUCCACCAUCCUACGGAUACACUCCCAAACCCAAAUACGGGAAUCCCCCUGCGUACAGUAGCCCGCCACCGCCCCCAUACGGUGGUCCGCCUCCUCCCGCAUAUGGCCCCCAAGCACCGCAGGAAUACACAGGCGAAGAGUACUACGACUGCGGACCAGAACCGGUAUAUCCGCCACCACAUGGUCAGAGUCCCCCUUACGGAGCUGCUCCCAAGCCUAGGUACGGUCAACCCGCGCAGGCUGCAUACGCACCCGCCGCGAAGCCGGCGUACGCGACGAGCUCACAAACGGCGUAUAAAGCAGGGCCUCAGCCCUCGUACGAGAUCAGCGCACAACCUGUGUACGCCCCGAAACCGGCCUAUGAAGCCCCGGCGGCACCAACGUACGAUGCACCGCCGAAACCCACCUACGAAGCACCGCCGAAACCAACCUACGAGCCCGCGCCGAAACCAGCCUACGAACCCGCACCGAAACCAGCCUACGAACCCGCACCGAAACCAACCUACGAGAAGCCCAAGUACGCGCCGCCCGCCGCACCUCCUCACCCCGUCCCUGCUCCGAAACAGAACUACGGUCCGCCUCCCCCGCCUCUCUAUGGUCCACCUCCCCCACCCAGCUACGGUCCUCAACCCUACCAAGCGCCACCAUAUGGGAACCCGCCGUCAGCUUACGGUGCGAACCCCUACGCCGCUCCUCAAAAACCUACAAAGAAGUGUCGGAAGAUCGCGGCCUAUAGGCCUGCACCCUACGCGCCAGCAGCCUACUCCCCCUACGGAUAUCCCUACGCUCCCGGCUACCCGCAUCCCGCUCCUCCGCAACCGGCCGCCGGUUACCAGAAGGAAGCUCAGUACUAUCCUGCGCCAGGAAAGGGUUUGUUUGACGAUUCUGACAUUUAA
Messenger RNA from Galendromus occidentalis (western predatory mite), 1005 nucleotides. RefSeq names its product extensin-like. Bases 1 to 1005 code for a protein of 334 amino acids. Lineage: Eukaryota; Metazoa; Arthropoda; Arachnida; Mesostigmata; Phytoseiidae. The transcript is spliced from 3 exons. The record is from RefSeq and is a predicted model, not a curated record.